UGUCGCGUUAUCCACAAGAGCUAAGUAGGACUAGGCCACCAUCUGCACGUGUACAGUGCUUCUUGUGUUGUCAACGUCUCAAGCAACGGAUUCGGUCGGAGACACCUGAGCUUACCUAAUGCCCGCGGAAUCCACUCGUGCUCACUGCAAACUGCCAUCUCUUGCAAAAAAAAUCAUAAACCGAAUCAUCUCAAAGCUAAAAUUUGAACAGCGUAUCGAAUCAUCACACUGGACGGCAAAGGGCUGUGUUAUAAACGUUGUCUGAAAUCUUAGGGCGAUGAUUCAGAGGCUAGCAGGCGAAGCUGCACCUCCGUUAGCGGAGACCCCGUCUUGUCUAGACCCUCUGACACACCAGCAGACGAUGGAUGCAUCAGAGGUGGGCCAAAUGGGCCUGCUGAUCAGCCACGGACCAUCUGCUCAACCCACAGGUACCGAUCGAGAACAUGUGCUCACUGACUCGGAGGACUUGUCUUCGACGGUGCGUUCCCGUUCGCCUGGCUCUUGUGCAGAGAUUGAUCGUCGAGUUUUGUCGCCGUCGACAUCCCCGAACUUGAGCCAACACCAACGCGCCCAUCAUCACCAGAAUCAAAAUCACCACCAGCACCCGGAAAGGAAUAUGGCACCGGCCCUAGCACUCAACAGACCCGUGAAACUCACCGCGUUUUCUGUGGCUGACAUUCUCAACCCAAACAAAUUCAACGGCCCGGCCUCCAAGUUGCCCCGGCCGUGUGAUUACAAUGAUGACCACGCCGUCCCGGAACACUGUCAUCACCGGACCAGCUCUGCGUCCCCCGCAGCACCGCCGUCAUCACCGCAAAGUGUAAGCAGUUAUCCAUGGUCUUCAGCGUGGGUUAGUGCAGAUAAACACUGCAACGGAGAAAACAAGGUUUCCGGUAAUUCUGAAUCAGACCAAUCUCACGGAGAAGAACCCAACUACGAACGGGUUACAGCGAAAGAUGAUAUAUUUCGGGAGAGUAUGGACAGCGAGGAAGAUCAGGGAUCCAUUGAUAACGACGACGACAUCGCAUCAGACGAUCGAGACAAGGUGGACAGCGAUGACAGUGACGCCAAGUCUGACGGCUCACCGGGGAAAAAGCGUAAGCGGUCGGACUCGGAUCCGGGUAAGGCUGGCAAGCCCCGCCGGGCCCGCACGGCAUUCACUUACGAACAACUGGUAGCCUUAGAGAACAAAUUUAAGAGUACAAGGUAUCUGUCCGUAUGCGAGCGGCUCAAUCUGGCGUUGUCCCUCAGUCUCACCGAAACACAGGUCAAAAUCUGGUUUCAGAACCGCCGCACCAAGUGGAAAAAACAGAAUCCAGGGAUGGAUCCGAAUGCCCCCACCAACAACCCUCAGUCGCCGCCACCCCAUCAUGUCGGCUUACACACUACCUACAAUUCGGGACUGGUGUACGGGUCACAGCUACCCUACCUGCACGGUGCUUCAGGGGCUAUGUCUUACCUUGUCAGUUCUCCGGCUUAUCCAGGCCUUCACGCCCACCACUUCUACUCACACCUUGGCCACGUUUGAUGUCUCUUACCUGGCGAGUAAUCUAAACUCUAUAAAUGUGAUUUACUUUUGAUUAUGUACAUAGUGCAGAAAUUGUAUUGCCAUUGAAAGUGUAAAAUUAAUUAUUAUUAUCUCAAAUCAAAACCGUAACCCCAAAAUGGCAUACUAAACACCCACUUUUAACCGAUAUCCGAACCCAACCACACUUGUGAAAUAAAUAUUCUGGUCUUCCCGCAAAUGGGACAGCAACCAUUCUUUGCAGCGUGCAAAGACGAUUCUGAGUAAAACAAUUUUUUUACAGGGGUGCAAUGGUGCAAUAGCUUAAUAGCAUUUCUAAACUGUUGUGUAGCUACACAGUUGGUGUACUGGAAUGGGAUUCUUACACAGUUUUUACUGAAUGUUUUUUAACUGAACUAGUUGGGCAUUUGUGAUCCCAAUGACCUGCAUUAACAGCGGUAAAUUUUGAACAUUGUGACCUGACAUGUUCGCCAUCCAACUUAUCGAUGGUUCAAACUUUGAAGGGGGUGAAUAGUUUUACAUGUACAUGACUACUGGACUCCACACGAAUUUGGAAAUUUACAUGUACAAUGUAUGGAGUUAACAUGUUUGAAAGCAUACUUGCAAACUGCCUGUCGCAGGGUUGUUUCUUUUGAUGAUGGUGAAUUGUAACAAUAUCUGAUUUUCAAUCAGCCCAGAUUCCGAAUACCAAAGCCUUUACGGUACGGCUCCUUAUGGUGGGUGAAAUCAUACGACACAGAAGUGAAUUUGCACAUGGUCUCACAGAUUAAACGGAAAGUUUGCGCGACAUCUCCAUUGAAUAUGAAAGUCUGGGUGGGGAGCAGUGGCCGUAGACUUGUUUGAAGGUGCCAAGAGUUUCCUUGAUUGUUAUUCGACUGAAUUUCACCAAAAUUAUGCAUAGCUUCCUGUAACGUUAUUUUUUGUUGUUAUACAAAUGAAUUUUGUUCGCCGAGUUCUCCUUACAAUAUAUCGGUUUUGUAAAGUGCAUUUUGCACUCCCAUGUAGCAAAAGAAACGUAAUUAACAUAAAGUAAAAGUUUAAAAACUCCGAAACGGGUGGAACUCUGUAGAAGUAAAACUUCGUCGAAUGAAACCCCAUAAAAUGAGAAGGCAUCUGCUACCUACAAGGAGUAGCAACAGGUUUUCAAAUUGUUUGACGCCGGAUAGUUCUGAAUAUUCCGUAUCCAAUCUUUUUUAAAAGUCAACUCGAUGAAUUCAGAUCUACUUGAAACACCAUCAUUUUUAUGCAGCACGGCUUUUGGUUGCAUUAUUCCUUACCAACAGCCCAUGUGUUUGUGUUCAUGGUCAUUUUCAUGUUCAAAUGUUAAGAGUAUACCUUCUACCUGGAUAUUUUGUGUACUCAAACUGUAGCCUGUAUUCAAUCGCAAUUCAUCUCAUCUUUAUUCACAGUGUUGCAGUAGUAGUCCCAUAUUUGAAAUUUCCUGUAUAUGUAUCAUUUGUAUGUACAUGUAUGUAAAUAAUGAAUUAACACUUCCCCUGACUCGUGCAAAUGAUGUUUUGUAUUAUGAACAAAUUAAAAGAUUAUAAACUAUGCCAUCCUUAAACCAUCCUUAUGUAUAUGUUUCUAUUCUUUCUUUUUUGUUGAAACUGAUAUCAGUCUGGGGCAUUUCCAAACUGUGAUAUGAUAGGCAUUUCGAUUUACAAAAAAGUUUUCGCAGUUUCUUCGAUGUUUCUUGACGAGUUUACCAAUAAUAAAAAAAACAUGAGAAAGCAUAGAAAGGGCCAGAAG
Messenger RNA from Acanthaster planci (crown-of-thorns starfish), 3274 nucleotides. RefSeq lists its product as uncharacterized. Lineage: Eukaryota; Metazoa; Echinodermata; Asteroidea; Valvatida; Acanthasteridae. Gene Ontology annotation, molecular function: RNA polymerase II cis-regulatory region sequence-specific DNA binding; DNA-binding transcription factor activity, RNA polymerase II-specific. The record is from RefSeq and is a predicted model, not a curated record. Gene Ontology annotation, biological process: cell differentiation; regulation of transcription by RNA polymerase II. Gene Ontology annotation, cellular component: nucleus.